CCAAUUUGCAUUCACCUUUCAAUUCAUUUCCAUACGUUAAAAACUUUCCAAUUCUAUUGGAAAAAACAAAAAAAAUUUAAGCCCUAGCUCCUUUCUUUAAAAAACAUUUUAAUCAAGAAUGGAGUUCAAGAAAACCCUAGCUCAAAGCAUUUUCAAAAUCACCAAAAUGACAAAUCAAUCCCUGACCAACUGCCGUAUUUCCAACCCUGCCAUCCUCCGUCAACUCCCGGCGAAAUCCAACAUUGCUCCCGAUCCCGGAGAUAACGGAAUAUUCCGCCGGUUGUUCCACAAACGAGCUAUGUUCCAGCCUUCGAUCUCGCCGGAGGUCCGGUCAUUUCCGACCGGAGAUAAUCUGAUUGAGAAGCUCAGGUCGUUCGACAUUGCGAAGGAUAGAAUCAGAUUGGACGGGUUGAUAGCACCGGAGAUUAAAUACUCUCCCGAGAAGAAGGCGGAUUUGACGGUGGCGGACGCUAAGAAACUGCUGAGAGCUGCGCAAAUGGAGAUGGUGAAAUCGAAGCUGAGAAAUGUGGAGAGUAAUUGGGUUGGUUACUCGGAGUUUGUUCGGAUCUGCGGAGACGGGUGUUCGAAUCCGGAAGAAGGAAUUCGGGUCGCCAAAAACUUAGACGAAUCCGGGUCGGUUAUUGUUCUGGGCGACGUGGUGUUUCUUAAACCCGAACAGGUAGUAAAAGCAAUUGGAGGACUAAUCCCAUUACCAGCAACAAACCCAAAUGAUCCAAGAAGACAAGAGCUAGAGGAAUUGGAGAAACAAAAAUCCGAAAUCGACAAAAAAGCCGAUAUCCUUGUUCGUCGAGAAUUAUGGAGCGGCCUAGGUUAUAUGGUUGUUCAAACAGCAGCUUUCAUGAGGUUAACAUUUUGGGAACUAACAUGGGAUGUGAUGGAGCCAAUUUGCUUCUAUGUUACUUCCAUGUAUUGCAUGGCAGGUUAUGCAUUUUUCCUCAGGACAUCAAAAGAGCCAUCUUUUGAAGGUUUUUAUCAGAGCAGGUUUCAUUCCAAGCAGAAGAAGCUAAUGAAGCUUCAUAAUUUCGAUUCCGAACGGUAUAAUCAGCUUCUGAAAAUUUGUUAUCCGUCGUCGUCGAUAUCGGUGCCGUCUGCUUCUUCUGCAGGGCAUGUUUCUGCAAUUGCUGCAUUCUAAACAAUUUGACAUAAUAGAUUUUAAAACCAAAAAAUGAAAGAAAAAUCAAAUGUAUACAAGUUUAUUUUUGACCCUUUUGUUUGUAAUUUUAGAAUUUAGUUGAGGCUCAGUAACCUGAUAAAUUUGGAGAGUGUAUUACCCCACUGUCGUUUAACCUCCAUUUCCAAAGGAUAUUUGUGAAUUAAAAUCAUGUUAAUUUGUCAAAAGGAAAAUUAUGAAACACCUGAAACUCUAAAUCUUUUGAUAUAAAGUUGUAAAUAAGUUUAUCUCUA
This is a messenger RNA of Mercurialis annua (annual mercury), 1425 nucleotides long. Its product is annotated as calcium uniporter protein 2, mitochondrial-like. The record is from RefSeq and is a predicted model, not a curated record. Gene Ontology annotation, biological process: mitochondrial calcium ion homeostasis; calcium import into the mitochondrion. Bases 119 to 1153 code for a protein of 344 amino acids. Gene Ontology annotation, cellular component: uniplex complex; mitochondrial inner membrane. The transcript has 2 exons. Gene Ontology annotation, molecular function: uniporter activity; calcium channel activity. NCBI's taxonomy places the organism in Eukaryota, Viridiplantae, Streptophyta, Magnoliopsida, Malpighiales, Euphorbiaceae.